AUGGACUCCGCAGGAAGAAGGCGUAGCCCCGACACAGUCCAGCGCCUCCUCCGAAUAUGGCUUUGGAUCAAUGAUGCCCUGAUUUUGGCCUCCUCGGCCAUUGUUACGGGCAUCUUGGCUCACUUCAUCCGCAAAUACCAUGAGCGCGGCACGCACGUCAUCUUUGAGGAGGUUAUCGCCGUGGUAACCCUCUUUCUCUACCUCUUCGCCAUUUUCGCUCCAGCUCUCAAGGGCUAUCGCGGUUACCUGCUGCCGCUCAACCUCGCCCUCUCCUAUCUAUGGCUGACCAACCUCAUCUUUUCUUCCCAAGACUAUAGCGGCCACAGGUGCCACUACUACAGCCCUGCCAUUUCCCUCCUCUCAAACGUCGUGGCCGACAGUCUGAUGUGGUAUCGCUGCUGCGGUUCUUCUCCCGGUACUGCCGGUGGCCGUGUUGGCAAUGGAGAGAAGGGUUCAGCGCCGUUGACAUCUACUCCUGGGGCUACAACAGGUGCUCCCACUGCGUCCGAUGCGGCGAACGGGACUCGUGUCUAG
Messenger RNA from Neurospora crassa OR74A, 534 nucleotides. RefSeq lists its product as hypothetical. Bases 1 to 534 code for a protein of 177 amino acids. NCBI's taxonomy places the organism in Eukaryota, Fungi, Ascomycota, Sordariomycetes, Sordariales, Sordariaceae. The record is from RefSeq and is a predicted model, not a curated record. The transcript is spliced from 3 exons.